Molecule: messenger RNA, 165 nt
Organism: Anisakis simplex (herring worm)
Lineage: Eukaryota; Metazoa; Nematoda; Chromadorea; Rhabditida; Anisakidae
Source: the annotation of a GenBank genome assembly
AUGAUUGGAUGGAUGCUGGUGGUGGGAAUCGGUGGCACGAUCUCGCAGCGAACAAUCAUCGAGACUGGUGAAUACUUCGGCUGGAUGGCGGCAUGUGCGGGAAUCAUCGUUGCACUCUUCUUGGGCGUUCUGGCGUUAUUCUGCUUGAACAUCCUCAACGAAAAG